CCAGCUGGAGCCGCGGCGCGCUGAGCGAGCAGGCGGGGCGGGAUCGCCCACAGCUCGGAGCCGCCAGGCGCUGACGAGGAGCUCGGCUGAGGGAGGAUGCGCCGCUGACGCCUGCGGGAGCCGCGCGCCCGAGCGGGAGGAUGCUCCAGAGGGGCCUCUGGCCGUGGCGCGCGCGUUUGCUGCCGACCCCUGGCACCUGGGGCCCAGGGCGCCCGUGGCCGCUGCCGCCGCCGCCCCAGGUUUUGUGUGUGAAGCUGUGUGGAAAUGUGAAAUACUAUCAGUCACACCAUUAUAGUACCGUGGUGCCACCUGAUGAAAUAACAGUUAAUUAUAGACAUGGCCUUCCCUUGGUAACACUUACCUUGCCAUCUAGAAAAGAACGUUGUCAAUUUGUAGUCAAACCAAUGUUGUCAACAGUUGGUUCAUUCCUUCAGGACCUACAAAAUGAAGAUAAGGGUAUCAAAACUGCAGCCAUCUUCACAGCAGAUGGCAACACGAUUUCAGCUUCUACUUUGAUGGAUAUUUUGCUAAUGAAUGAUUUUAAACUUGUCAUUAAUAAAAUAGCAUAUGAUGUACAGUGUCCAAAGAGAGAAAAACCAAGUAAUGAGCACACUGCUGAGAUGGAACACAUGAAAUCCUUGGUUCAUAGACUAUUUACAGUCUUGCAUUUACAAGAGUCUCAGAAAAAGAGAGAGCACCAUUUACUGGAGAAAAUUGACCACCUGAAGGAACAGCUGCAGCCCCUUGAACAGGUGAAAGCUGGAAUAGAAGCUCAUUCGGAAGCCAAAACCAGCGGACUCCUGUGGGCUGGAUUGGCACUGCUGUCCAUUCAGGGUGGGGCACUGGCCUGGCUCACGUGGAUUAUACUUACUCAGCUGUUAAGAGUAGGCAAUUUCUUCAGUUCUUCCACAAGAAAUCAAAGCAACAGCAUUUUGAUGUGCAGCAAUACAACAAGUUAAAAGAAGACCUUGCUAAGGCUAAAGAAUCCCUGAAACAGGUGCGCCAUUCUCUCUAUUUGCAAAUGCAAGUAGAACAACUCAAUGAAAAGAAUUAAUCUUACAGUUUUAAAUGUUGUCAGAUUUUCCACUAUGUAUUGAUUUUGCAACUUAGGAUGUUUUUGAAUCCCAUGGUUCAUUUCGAUUGUUUAAUCUUUUUUUGUUAUUAAAUUCUUGUAAAACAGAAGUAUUGUUUGAAGUUCUCAACUGAGAUUUUUACUUUUUGGAUUUUUAAGACUUGCUAAUGUCAGAAAGGGCCUGCAUGUGUCUAUCAAGGCAACAGUGGCUGCUGUUAGCUAAAAAUCCUUGUCAGCUUGUCCCACGUUUAUUCUCUAUGUGGAGGUGAAUGAAAGGGUCUGUGCUUGGCAUUCACUUUCAUUCUUAGACUUAAUUUGGAAUCAUCCUUUUUAAAAAAAUCAGAGACCAGGUCUUGCCAAAUCAAACUCCUGGGCUCAAGCAACCCUCCUGCCUCAACCUCCCACGGAAUCAUCUUGUCAUUAACUUCUUUUUUUAGUACGCAGUAGUUGGGAGUAAGAUCUUUUUAUCAUUUAUCAAAAAGGCAUAAAUGUUCCACCAACCAUAAAGUAUAGUGGGUACUUUCUGAAACAGUGUAUAUAAACGAUUGCUUUUGAACCUGCAAAUCACAAGUUUCAGGUAUUGAAGCCGAAACAGCUAAACUUCUUCUCAGCCUCUGGCAGAUUAUUAACAAAACAGUAUUAUUCAGAUUCUGUAUCAUAUUAAUAAGAAUUGAACCUUGAAAGUAACAUCUGUUAUUCUAUUAAUGUGAUCAUGUGUGAAUGGGUCUGAUGACUGUAGGAACUUAACAUGGAAGAUGCUGACAGAAUCAGAUUUUGCAGGUAUUCAGCCUAUAGUGGCUAAGGAUUAUCAUGUUUUCUAUUUCAUCCUCAGAAUGCCAUACAAUAAUUCUGGAAUGCUGAUUUUUUUUAAAGUAGGAAUUAAAGUCAGUCAUACACAAAAUGUGGUAAUUCAUAUGUAGAUGAAAUAUUAAACAUUUUAUAUGACCCAGUAAAAAACAUCUAUCAAUUACACAAAUGAACAAGAAUGUGAGUUAGAAAAAUGUAAUAAAAUAUGAAUUUCAAAUAUUUUAUCAAGGGAUGAUUUAAUUCCUGGAUUUCAAAAACCUUUAAAAACAUCAAACAAUAAACUUUUAUAAAAAAGUGACAA
This is a messenger RNA of Nomascus leucogenys (northern white-cheeked gibbon), 2180 nucleotides long. It is a transcript of the gene MCUB, whose product is annotated as mitochondrial calcium uniporter dominant negative beta subunit. NCBI's taxonomy places the organism in Eukaryota, Metazoa, Chordata, Mammalia, Primates, Hylobatidae. Bases 141 to 959 code for a protein of 272 amino acids. Gene Ontology annotation, molecular function: calcium channel inhibitor activity. Gene Ontology annotation, biological process: calcium import into the mitochondrion; mitochondrial calcium ion homeostasis. Gene Ontology annotation, cellular component: mitochondrial inner membrane; uniplex complex. The transcript has 8 exons. The record is from RefSeq and is a predicted model, not a curated record.